Sinocyclocheilus grahami is the source of this 3086-nucleotide messenger RNA. RefSeq names its product mastermind-like protein 2. Gene Ontology annotation, biological process: positive regulation of transcription of Notch receptor target. The record is from RefSeq and is a predicted model, not a curated record. Gene Ontology annotation, cellular component: nucleoplasm. Bases 97 to 2358 code for a protein of 753 amino acids. The transcript has 4 exons. Gene Ontology annotation, molecular function: transcription coactivator activity. NCBI's taxonomy places the organism in Eukaryota, Metazoa, Chordata, Actinopteri, Cypriniformes, Cyprinidae.
CUGAGGAGAAAGAUUGAAGCGCAGUCUCCUGGAUAUACAUCCAAGCAGAAUGGCCUCUCCUGUGGGGCGUCAGGGUCCGACUUCAAGCGCCUCCGCAUGGAACCCAGCUCUUUUCGAUCUGGUUGCUGUGCUUUGGCUUCAGGGCAGACUCAAAGAUUGGUAGGGGAUGCCACCCAAGGUAGCAUCCUUCGAAGAAAGGACACGUUCAUGAUGCCUCAUGGAAUUAGCAAUGAUUUAUUCAACACAACUCUAAGGGAUAUGAAGAAGGAGCCAAUUGACGUUCAGACCUGUGGCCAGUCAUCCACAAAUCAUUCAACAUUGACGUUUGAUUUCAAAGAUGAAGUAAGUGGACAGAUUGACCCAGAGCUCCAGGAUUUGUUUGAUGAGCUCACCAAGACCGUGCCAUCACUCAAUGAUCUAGAGCUGGAGAAGAUGCUAAAGCAAGAUGAUGUCUUCGGCCUGGAUCUUGUUCGACCCAGUUCAGCUGGUGCGGCUCCUCCUUGUAUUCACCUGGAUAAACCGAUCAAGACAGAGUACUCACCAGAUUUUAGCCAGGCCACUGGAAGCUCUCCACAACUAAGACCAGCCUCUGCAGGACCUUCCUUCUCCAUGGCCAACACAAGUUUAUCCACCUCACCCAUCACUUCAGGACACCAUGGUCAGAUACCGACUGGCGGUCCCUCUCGAGGUCUUCCAGCAUGGCAUGAGAUGUCACAUGCUGAGCAGCUAAAGCAAAUGGCUGCUAACCAACAGCAGCCCAACUCUAUGCUCCACAACCACCAGCAGAGUCAAGCAGGAGGGGUUAGGAACUGGUCUACUGCCUUAGGUGUCCACCAAACUCCUGGCUCUUUCAGUCAGGAGACUAUUCCAGGUAAUGCCUCCCUUUCUCAGCAGAGACUCAAUGCUCAGAGUACUGGUCAGACCAAAGGCAUGUCCAACUGCUUUCUCAAAUCCAAUGAAUUCAACCCAUCCCAUCACAUGGACACGAAGGUUCUCAGCACCAAGCCCCUGCUGCAUUUCAGCCCUAAAGUACCACCUUCCACCAUGAGCCAACAAAUGCCCAUCAUGGCUGCUCCACCAAACAAAACAACCAUGCAACAGCAGCCAUCUACAGCAGGCCAGGGCAUGCACUUUCAGAACUGCCAGCUGCCCAUGCAGCCGUCUGCCUGCCUGCAAACAAAGCCUCUAAGUCAAAGGCCUCCACUCAAUCAACAUGGUGCUGGAAUCACUUUCAAAUUGGCACAGCAGAGACAGGGAAUUUCGCCAGGACCUCGUUUACCAGCGAAUGGGCAUCCUGUAGAUGUAACAGGCCAGACCCAACAGCAGAGGCCUCCAGUUCUCAGUUCUCAGCAGAAGAACCCAGGCCAGGACCAGAACCUUCAAAGACCGCUGGGUCAACCGCAGCUCAACAUCCCUGAUACAGAGAAACUGAGCACACAGGAUAAGUUCAGUCGUCAUCUAACACGACCUCCACCAGACUACAAACAACCUCGCAAUGGAGUUGGAGCUCAACAGACAAGCUUAUACGCAGGCAAUGGGUCAGACCAAAGUGACAUCCAACCCUUGUCAUGCCACCUGCUUAAUGGACAGGGUACCAAGAUGGUGCCCACGUCAGUAGAGAGAAGGUUUCCACUUGGACAAGACCGUAAUUCAGGACCCACAGGUGCUCAAGCUUGCGCAAACCAGCUCCGACAGCAACCCAGCAGCCUGAUCCGAAUAGGGCUUCAGCAAAACAAGCCUCAGUUCCAUGGGACAAACAGCCAGAGUGCCACUUUUCAAUCGAGCACUCAGCAUGUGAGGAUGAGCAUCAGUCAAGAUUCCCUGCUGGGGCAAAGAUUGGGUGACAUGAUCACCAAUACCAGCAGGAUGGACACUGCUUUGAACUGGGCGAACAGCACCAAACAGAGCGGAGCUCCAACAGGACUAGAUGUCAAAAGGCUCCCCAAUACAGUGAUGCCCCAAAGUGACAUUCAUUUUCCUCCGAGGUCUAUUUGUCCACCUAACCAGGUGGCACCUCAUUCUAGUCUGCUACCCAUAAACCCUGCAAUCAGAAGCUCUGCUCCCAGAGCCAGUCAGCCUAGGAUACCCCCUCUACCUGGGGUGACUUGCCUGACACAGUCGUCCCCCGAACAGCAGGGCUGUCCGACCACAUUUGGAGAGCUGAGCCAAAGCCCAGCAACUUAUCAGAACAACCGGGCAGGCCGGUUGACCUUUGAUUUCUUACCAGAGGAUGAUAACACGGUACCAGGGAUAAAUGCAGACUCAGAUUUCAUUGACUCCCUGCUCAAAUCAGGUUCAGGCAAUGAUGACUGGAUGAAAGACAUCAACUUGGAGGAAAUUCUAGGUGGACAUUCAUAAAAUAGACUCAAAGCAUGAGAAUUUAGUUUAAACUGACUGUAUUAGGAGCCUGACGUGAAAGGCCUGUUCAUUUUAUUAUUUUAUCAUCCCUCUAUUUGUGUGGAAAACAAAUGUAUAUGUUCUAUUAUAUUGUUGGGUUGAUCCUUCAUACCAUCUACUAACAUGUUGUACAGUUUAAUGUUCAUGGCUUCAGUGUUUUAAAUCCACCACACAGUACCCCCAAAUCCAUACCAGUUAUCAUUCAAAUGCUGUGAGAUUUCUGUUAGAGCUUUUGUUACCAAUCCGUUAGCACAGAGAUUAAUGUAAAAUAAACUGUGAUUCGACUGCCAUGAUAGAGCCAUUGAGCAUGACAGCGGCACUUAAGAAGCAGUUUUUUUUUUUACUUUGUUAUACUUUGUUUGUUCUGGCUCUUAUAGUUCAAGGUUCAUCUUAAAUGUUAUAAUAUUGAAAUGCUUUUGCAUAACAUAAAAGUACAGAUCUGUUUUGAAUAUCCAUUCUGAAAUUAUAUAUUAACGGGUAUUAAAAAGAGCCAUUUAUGUAUCAUUUUAUUACACAUCCAAAAGAGAAAAUAUGUAAAGGGAAUACACAUAUGUUCAGAAUGUUAGAUGGUAGAUGUAACUGAUAAGGUCGACCUUCUUUAGAAAGACGUUAUAAGUUCUUAUUGGUAAUAUUGUAUUUAUACAUCUGUAUCUCAGUAUAUAAAAUAUUUUUUCUAUUUCUUUUCUAUA